ACCCCUCCAUGCUCUCUUAAGUAUCAUGUCUGAUCCGGAGCCUUCGGUGGCGAUCUCAUCCUCGCCCUCUCUCCCGGCCACCGACUCCAAUCCUCUUAAUUACGCUUUCCUCGUUCAUUCGCAAAAAACCCUCACACAGAACCUCCCUCCUCGUGUCGACAAUAAACUGUUAGCCCGCCAAAAGCGACGUCGAACUAGUCCGGAGGAUCACGCAGUCCUCGAAUCCGAAUACCAGCAAAAUCCCAAACCAGACAAAGCAGCCCGCACAAGUAUCGUGAACCGCGUCUCGCUCGGCGAGAAAGAGGUCCAAAUUUGGUUUCAAAAUCGCCGCCAGAACGAUCGUCGGAAGUCCAAACCCCUCCAGCCUCACGAAUUACUCGCCCCGCGGUCGGGCAUGCUCGAUUCAUCCGGUCAGCCUUUCAGUGAUGAUAACUCGUCGACGGAGCCAGGGUCUUCAAGUGGGGCAGAGCAGUUUGACAUCAACGACCACCGCGAGGAAAUGGCAUCAAAACCAUGGCACGGGGGACUGUUGCAAUUUUCAGAUGAUUCGGACCCAGUGACUGAAGAUAAAGAUGAGCAUGAGCUGCCCCAGAGCACUCAAACAAGCGUCGCAACAGAGGCUGCUGAGGAUACUCCGCCCACCACACAGGAAGAGUUUUCCCAACUGGUGAAUGACCACUCAGAAGACUCUCUUCUGCAGGUACCAAAAAGGAAACGUUCAGUGUCGGAUAUCCGGGGCGAGGGAGAAUAUGAGCAGCAGGCGGCAACCACACAAAAUACACAAACCACACCUACCAAGUCACCCCCAUCGCUGCGUUUGUCGAUGUCGUUUGAUGGAGAGGCUUUGCUACGCAAAGAGGGCGAGCUAACGCCGUCUCCACCUAAGGGUCGCAACGCCUUACGCAUCGCGAUGUCAUCGGAUGGAAAGGCAGUAAUCCGCGGAGAGAACGAACCAUCACCGUCCAAGAACCGCGUGGCUAUGUUCUCAGUUCGCCGAACAAAGAUGUCAAGCCUGCGACGUAGCAGCAGCGCCGUCUUCCCAGCCACGCCGCGGGCAGGUGUGACCGAGAAAGAUCGUGCUUUCGGUCGCUCUCGUGAUCCACGUAACUGGGAAUCAUUCUGUGACACGGACGCAAGAAGUGCUUUAUCAACACCAACCAGCGGGCCGAACGGUUCUCCGGGUCUUUUCCAAUCUCGCAGCCAGCGCUCAUUACCGCGGAGCGCCUCAGGGCGGCACAGUCUCGCUGUCCACGGCGACCCAAACACGCCAAUCUCUCAGUCUAUGGGGGAGAAGAGGCGGAAGCUCGCCCGCACUGUUUCAUCUCUAGGGCGACUAGAGACAGGCCGAAACAAAGCGAACAUGAACCCAUCCAAGUUGUCCAAGCCUCUAUUUUCCAAGUCCGGCAAGCCGGAUCUGGAGCAAGACCCCGGCGACUCUGACAAGGAGAACUGGGUUCCAGGUACGCGAUCAACAAAUAUUCGUCGUCGCAACACUUCACACAUCCCACGACCGGUCCUCCGCGAUGCUAACCGUAAUCGCGGUCUCGGCAUCUCGACCAACGGCAAACGCAAUCGACCACUCCAGACCGGCUCACAGGGAAAAGCCCCGCCAGAGCUUAGUGCAGAAGUCUCGGCUUUCAUGGCCGGUGGGUCGGGGGAUAGUCAAGAAGAUGACCUGGACUGUGUGCAGGGUCUCCUGUCGUUGAGCCAGGGGGCCUGGCGAUAA
Penicillium samsonianum is the source of this 1726-nucleotide messenger RNA. Its product is annotated as homeobox domain-containing protein. NCBI's taxonomy places the organism in Eukaryota, Fungi, Ascomycota, Eurotiomycetes, Eurotiales, Aspergillaceae. The transcript is spliced from 3 exons. The coding region runs from base 26 to 1726 and encodes 566 amino acids. Gene Ontology annotation, molecular function: RNA polymerase II cis-regulatory region sequence-specific DNA binding; DNA-binding transcription factor activity, RNA polymerase II-specific. Gene Ontology annotation, biological process: cell differentiation; regulation of transcription by RNA polymerase II. The record is from RefSeq and is a predicted model, not a curated record.